AUGUUCAAAAGAUCGCUAACUGAUGUGUUGCAGCGACGAUAUAAAGAGCACUGGUUUCCUGAAAAGCCCACCAGAGGCUCCGGCUACCGGUGUCUUCGCAUAAAUGGUAAAAUGGAUCCUGUGAUCGCGCAAGCUGGCAUUGCUGUUGGACUGAGUGCGUCGUUUUUGCAUAGCUUGUUUCCGUCUGAGUUGACUAUGUGGAUCGACCCGUGCGAGGUGUCGUACAGGAUUGGAGAGAAUGGCUCCAUCUGUGUGCUGUACGAGACUGACGCUGCAGUUGAAGAACCUGAGAGUACAAAUACAGCUGAUAAUUCCAACUCUUCUUCAGGGUGCAAAGAAUCUCUACGGAACAUCUACCACCUGGAUGCCCGUGGAGUGCAGCGGUUCGAGCAACUCGCUGCGUACGUGUCUAGUUGA
Molecule: messenger RNA, 417 nt
Organism: Gryllus bimaculatus (two-spotted cricket)
Lineage: Eukaryota; Metazoa; Arthropoda; Insecta; Orthoptera; Gryllidae
Source: the annotation of a GenBank genome assembly